This is a messenger RNA of Condylura cristata (star-nosed mole), 627 nucleotides long. It is a transcript of the gene PI3, whose product is annotated as peptidase inhibitor 3, skin-derived. Gene Ontology annotation, cellular component: extracellular region. The transcript has 3 exons. Bases 23 to 484 code for a protein of 153 amino acids. NCBI's taxonomy places the organism in Eukaryota, Metazoa, Chordata, Mammalia, Eulipotyphla, Talpidae. Gene Ontology annotation, biological process: innate immune response; antibacterial humoral response. The record is from RefSeq and is a predicted model, not a curated record. Gene Ontology annotation, molecular function: peptidase inhibitor activity.
CCACCACAUACCCUCUGACAACAUGAGGUUCAGCAGCUUCCUGGCCCUGGCGGUCUUCCUCAUUCUCGGGAUGCUGGCCACACAGGCGGCCGUCAUGGCUGGCAAAGUUCAUAUUCCAGUCAGAGUUCAAGAUUCAGUUAAAGGUAAGGAUAUAGUCAAAGGUCAAGGUCCAGUCAGAGGUCCAGGUCCAGUCAAAGGUCAAGAUCCAGUCAGAAGCAAAGGUCCAGUCAAAGGUCAAGAUCCAGUCAGAGGGGAAGGUCCAGUCAAAGGUCAAGAUCCAGUCAGAAGCCAAGGUCCAGUCAAAGGUCAAGAUCCAGUCAGAGGUCAAGGUCCCGCCUCCGUGAAGCCUGGCACCUGCCCCACAGUUAUGAUCCGCUGCGCCAUGUUCAACCCCCCUGCCAAAUGCCAAAGUGACACUGAGUGCCCUGGGGCCAAGAAGUGCUGCGAGGGCUCCUGUGGGAUGGCCUGUCUGGACCCGCAGUGAGGUCCACCUGUCCUGGCCGCACCUGUGAGCUCUCCCAGGUCCAGGCCCUGUGUCAUUGCCUCUCCCGGUUCUUGGUCCACCCCCAUGCCCAGCCCUGGGCUGCCUCUCUCGUCCACUUUUCAAUAAAAACCACUUGUGCUUCA